UAAACCCUAGUCUAACCCACCGCUCUUACAAACACUAACAAAACUCGACCGUUUGUUUCUCUCUCUCUCCCCCUUUGUAAUAAUGGAGAUUGUCUAGCAAUUUCAAAGCCCAGAAGAAAAUCUCUGUAUAUCAAGAGCAGGGAGACACAUAAGUGAUUUUCAAUGGGUUGUUUUCUUGGUUGUUUCGGUUCUUCAAAGGAUCGAAAACGAAGAAAGCAGAGGUACAAGGUUAUCCCCCGAGAUCAAUACCCUAGAAUUCAGAACCUUGUGCAACCUGACGUGUCUUUGGUACAAAGCAUCAAAGACAAACCCUCUAAUUCACUUUCAGAAGCAAGUGGAAAGAAUGAGGAGUCAUUGAGUAUAAGCACAAGGAAAAAGGUGACAUUUGAUACAAAUGUCACCACCUAUGAACAUGUUCAAGUCUAUGAUAGUACAGAAUCUUUACUUGAAAGGAACGAAAAGGGCGAAACGUUUCCCAAGUCAGCUGAAACCCAUUCCGAUUCCGGUUCUCAAGACGGUUCUGACAUUGUCAAUGCUGUAUCCUACCCACCAAAUUACAGGUAUGGAAACUGCCUUGAAAGUGAUGAUGAAGUUGAAGAUUCAGAUGAAGACGAUGAAGACGAUGAAGAAGAAGACGAAAUUAUUUGUCAAGAAGUGUGGUGCGAGUCGAUUCCGGUUCCAUCAGCAGAAUCAAGAGCGGAAUCAUCUUCAUUGGACAAAGUCGGAUCCAACAGUAACGCACGUGACAGAAGUGCUUACGUGAUUCCGGUGUUGAACCCCGUAGAGAAUCUUUCCCAAUGGAAAGCAUUGAAAAUGAAAGAAACUCCUCCACCAACAAAGGCAUUAAACUUCCACCGACAAAAGGAGAAUUCUUCUUUGAAUUCCGCCCCACCUGCAGUCGAUUCCAGCCUUUCGAAUUGGUUGGUUAACACGCCAAAUAACAAGGGAAUCGGAAGCUAUAACUCCGGAAUUGAAGCGAUUUCCUCUGGAAAAAAUUCGAGCAUUGAAGAUAGACCGAUUUUGGGUGCUUUGACAGUAGAGGAGCUCAAACAGUUUUCAGCAUCAUCUUGUACACCAACACCAAAGAAAUCACCAAGUAGAAGCCCUGAUGAUAUGCCUAUAAUUGGUAGUGUUGGAAGCUAUUGGAGCUCAACUCCAUCAUAUAAAGGCAUACCAAAUAGCAACAGCAAGUAUAGAGAGGAUAAGAAAGUGAAUUGGCACAAUACCCCAUUUGAAACAAGAUUGGAGAGAGCUUUAAAUGGAGGUGUUGCAGAAGCUUAGAAGAAGUCUGUUUUGUUUGGUCUACUGCAAAUCUGAAUCUGCACUUCCAUUUGUGUGUGUGAGAGUCAGAGAUUUGGUUUGGAUUGUUGUGAUUUUUGCACAGUUGGUUUGUUGUAAUUCUUUUAUUGGUUUUUGGUGGUUAUAAAUACAAAGAUUGGGGUUAUCUUUUA
Messenger RNA from Lactuca sativa (garden lettuce), 1451 nucleotides. RefSeq lists its product as uncharacterized. Gene Ontology annotation, biological process: male meiosis II. NCBI's taxonomy places the organism in Eukaryota, Viridiplantae, Streptophyta, Magnoliopsida, Asterales, Asteraceae. The record is from RefSeq and is a predicted model, not a curated record.